CAGUCCCUUGCGAGCCCAAACCCCCGGCCCCUGCGAAAGUUUGAGUAUGGGAGCGGCAGUUUGGGGCGGCACGUCUCUGGCUUGAUAUUGGGCGACUUUCUGGAGGAAACUUGAUUGCUUUUGAGGGGGGACAGACCCACUUUCCCUUGACUGUGUCGUCAGAGCUCCAGGGAGGGACCUGGGUAGUCGGAGAAGCCGGAAACAGCAGGCUGGGGCAGCCACUGCUUACACUGAAGAGGAAGGACGGGAGAGGAUUGUGUGUGUGUGUGUGUGUGUGUGUGUGUGUGUGUGUGUGUGUGUGUGUGUAUUUUUUUUCUUUUUGGUGCUGGAGGUGGAGGGGGGGUGCUAGCAGGGCCAGCCCUGAACCCGCUGGACAGAACUACAGACCCAUGGGGCCUGGCAGUGCCCGCUGAGAGAGGGAGAAGACAGCAGAGGGGUUGGCAAGGCACCCUCCAAACCCCAGAUCAUGUCUCUGUGGGGUCUGGUCUCCAAAAUGCCCCCAGAAAAACUGCAGCGGCUCUAUGUUGACUUCCCUCAACACCUUCGGCAUCUCCUGGGUGACUGGCUGGAGAACCAGCCCUGGGAAUUCCUUGUCGGCUCAGACGCCUUCUGCUGCAACAUGGCCAGCGCCCUACUUUCUGCCACUGUCCAGCGUCUUCAGGCCUCAGCUGGAGAGCAGGGGGAGGGGAGCACCAUCCUGCAACACAUCAGCACCCUGGAGAGCAUAUAUCAGAGGGACCCCCUGAAGCUGGUGGCCACUUUCAGACACAUACUUCAAGGGGAAAAAAAAGCCAUUAUGGAACAGUUCCGCCACCUGCCAAUGCCCUUCCACUGGAAGCAAGAGGAACUCAAGUUUAACACAGUCCUGCGGAGGCUGCAGCACCGAGUGGGGGAAACCUGCCUUCUCCGCAAAGCCCUGCAGCCUGGGGCUGAGGGAGGCCAAGUGUCUUUGCACAGCCUGAUAGAAACUCCUGCCAAUGGGACCGGGCCAAGUGAGGCCCUCGCCACGUUCCUGCAGGAGACUGUCGGGGAGCUGGAGGCUGCCCAGGCCCUGGUGCUGAAGAGGAUCCAGAUUUGGAAACGGCAGCAGCAGCUGGCAGGGAAUGGCGCACCCUUUGAGGAGAGCCUGGCCCCACUACAGGAGAGGUGUGAGAGCCUGGUGGACAUUUACUCCCAGCUGCAGCAGGAGGUGGGGGCGGCUGGUGGGGAGCUUGAGCCCAAGACCCGGGCAGCGCUGAUUAGCCGGCUGGAUGAAGUCCUGCGAACCCUCAUCACCAGCUCUUUCCUGGUGGAAAAGCAGCCCCCCCAGGUUCUGAAGACUCAGACCAAGUUCCAGGCCGGGGUUCGAUUCCUGCUGGGCCUGCGGUUCCUGGCGGCCCCAGCCAAGCCUCUGAUGGUCAGGGCCGACAUGGUAACCGAGAAGCAGGCGAGGGAGCUGAGCAUGCCCCAGGGGCCCGGGGCUGGAGUAGAAAGCACUGGGGAAAUCAUUAACAACACCGUGCCCCUGGAGAACAGCAUUCCUGGGAAUUGCUGCACUGCCCUGUUCAAGAACCUGCUUCUGAAGAAAAUCAAGCGGUGCGAACGGAAGGGCACAGAGUCUGUCACCGAGGAGAAGUGUGCCGUGCUCUUUUCCACCAGCUUCACGCUCAGCCCCAACAAACUCCCUAUCCAGCUCCAGGCCCUGUCUCUGCCCCUGGUGGUCAUCGUCCACGGCAACCAAGACAACAAUGCCAAAGCCACCAUUCUGUGGGACAACGCCUUCUCUGAGAUGGACCGCGUGCCCUUUGUGGUGGCUGAGCGGGUGCCCUGGGAGAAGAUGUGUGAAACUCUUAACCUCAAGUUCAUGGCUGAGGUGGGGACCAACCGGGGGUUACUCCCAGAGCACUUCCUCUUCCUGGCCCAGAAGAUCUUCACCGACAACAGCCUCAGCAUGGAGGCCUUCCAGCACCGUUCUGUGUCCUGGUCACAGUUCAACAAGGAGAUCCUGCUGGGUCGUGGCUUCACCUUUUGGCAGUGGUUUGAUGGCGUCCUGGACCUCACCAAACGCUGUCUCCGGAGCUACUGGUCAGAUCGGUUGAUCAUUGGCUUCAUCAGCAAACAAUACGUCACUAGCCUUCUUCUCAACGAGCCUGAUGGAACAUUCCUCCUUCGGUUCAGUGACUCAGAGAUUGGGGGCAUCACCAUUGCCCAUGUCAUCCGGGGCCAGGAUGGCUCCCCACAGAUAGAGAACAUCCAGCCAUUCUCUGCCAAAGACCUGUCCAUUCGUUCACUUGGUGACCGAAUCCGGGACCUCGCUCAGCUCAAAAACCUCUACCCCAAGAAACCCAAGGACGAGGCUUUCCGGAGCCACUACAAGCCUGAGCAGAUGGGUAAGGACGGCAGGGGUUAUGUCCCAGCUACAAUCAAGAUGACUGUGGAAAGGGACCAGCCACUUACCACCCCUGAGCCCCAAACGCCUACCAUGAGGCCCUCUUAUGAUCUUGGAAUGGUCCCUGACUGCUCCAUGAACAUGCAGCUCGGCCCAGAUAUGGCGCCCCAGGGGUACCCACCACGCUCUCACUCCAUCCCCUCAUAUCCAGCCCUUCCCCGGGAAGAAUCGGUCAAUGUGCUGCCAGCCUUCCAGGAACCUCACCUGCAGAUGCCGCCCAGCCUGAGUCAGAUGAGCCUGCCCUUUGACCAACCUCACCCGCAGGGCCUGCUGCCGUGCCAGCCUCAGGAGCAUGCCGGGUCCAGCUCCAAGCCCUUGCUCUGCUCAGAUGUGACCAUGGCGGAAGACAGCUGCCUGACGCAGCCGGUGGGAGGGUUCCCUCAAGGCACCUGGGUCCGUGAAGACAUGCUCCCGCCCUUGCUGCCUCCCACUGAACAGGACCUCACCAAGCUUCUCCUGGAGGGGCAAGGAGAGUCAGAGGGAGGGUCCUUGGGAGCCCAACCCCUCCUGCAGCCCUCCUGCUAUGGGCAGUCUGGGAUCUCAAUGUCCCACCUGGACAUAAGGGCUAACCCCACUUGGUGAUCCCAGCUGGAGGGGGAGCCCAGAGACAGCUCUUCUGCCCCCAUGGACCUGCUCUGAACACCUGCCUGUGCUCCUGCCAAGCAGCAGCUGGGGAGGGUGUCCUCCUAUCCCCACCUACUCCCUGGUCAGGAGGAAAAGACUUUGCCAGGAGAAUGUAUAGUGGGUGGAACAUAUCUACUCCUUCCUUCCCACCACACACCCCUGCCCUCCACUUUCCAAAUACUGGAAGGGAAAUUCAGGUUCCAAGUGAGACACGCCCCAAAACGCCUGCACACGCAGAACACACACACACACACCCUCUCCUUAGAAGAUGUGGCUGAGCAGGAAGGGGGCUGGGCCAGAGCACAGGUGAGGGCAUGGAGGGCUUCUCUGCUUGCCCUGAGCCGGGGCUCCGGACACACAUGUGGAAACACACAGACACGUGCACACAUCUGCUUCAGAGGCUAGGGGUGGAAGUAUGGGCUUGGGUCCCAGCCCUGGGGGCACGGGAAACCGUUCAGGAGACCCUGGGAGAGAGGGGGGUCUGUACAUUUGGUCGCUGAUGUGGGUUUUGCCCAGAUUAAAAAACAAAUCCCAGUCAGCUCCAAAUUCCUGCCAGUCAGAUGCAGGCUUUUGGAUACGUGUACGAGAUUGUGCAGAACUAUAAGGGCCGAGUUUGCGUAUAGCUGUGAAAGUGUGUGGACCUGAGAUGUGUUAAUAUAUAGAUGUCACACGUUAGUUUUAUGGCCACAUAGAACACGCACCUCUCUGAUUUUGCCUGUGUGACAACACGUUUGGAAGUGUGAGACACUGCUCAAAAGACACCAGCGAGUAUACUAGCCUCUCUGACGUAUGCUAACCCAAACGUACUAAGCUUUGAGUAUGACUGUGCCCAGGCUGGGUCUAUGUGGCUGUAGCUUCGAUGGCUCAACACCUCCAAUCCUGCCCAGAGGCAGAGGCUGAGCCUGGGGUCCAGACUCAGGUGUGUGGUCCUCAUGGUGUAUUGGGGGCCCUACCCGCUUCUUCUUUUCUAUUUCCCCACCCACCGCCAGCUUCCCUCCACUCCCCAACCCCAUGCCACCCUUUCUCCAUCUUGGGGGUCAUAGAUCCUAAGCCAUAAAAUAAAUUUUAUUCCAAAAUAACAAAAUAAAUAAUCUACUGUACACGA
Molecule: messenger RNA, 4157 nt
Organism: Orcinus orca (killer whale)
Lineage: Eukaryota; Metazoa; Chordata; Mammalia; Artiodactyla; Delphinidae
Gene: STAT6
Product: signal transducer and activator of transcription 6
Exons: 23
Coding region: 467-3010 (847 amino acids)
Biological process (GO): growth hormone receptor signaling pathway via JAK-STAT; regulation of transcription by RNA polymerase II; response to peptide hormone
Molecular function (GO): DNA-binding transcription factor activity, RNA polymerase II-specific; RNA polymerase II cis-regulatory region sequence-specific DNA binding
Source: RefSeq, a predicted model, not a curated record